Molecule: messenger RNA, 1095 nt
Organism: Brassica napus (rape)
Lineage: Eukaryota; Viridiplantae; Streptophyta; Magnoliopsida; Brassicales; Brassicaceae
Exons: 3
Coding region: 1-1095 (364 amino acids)
Biological process (GO): proteolysis
Molecular function (GO): cysteine-type peptidase activity
Source: RefSeq, a predicted model, not a curated record
AUGGCCGUUCAAAAUCCGACAUCCCCGGUUGAGGAGGACAAGAAUUAUGAAAGCUACAAAGAAAACAUCUCAUUUGAUUCCCAGUUGCAAGGGAAACGACCUCGAGCUGUUGAAGAUAUGCCUGGUUCUGAGACGGAUGAGGACGACAAUUAUGUGGAGAGUGGUGGUAAACGUGUGCCCAAAAAAUCCCAGAAGAUUCGCAGAGUGUACACCCCAGAUGCAAGGCUGAAAGGGUUGUUCAUGAGCGAGAAGAAAGCUGAGUAUAGGCCCAUACCAAAGACAAACCGUGCUAUUUUUAAGAAAUUCAGCGAUAUUCUCAGUGAAAACAUCGAUCAGCAGUUCGCAAUCAAAACCAAUCAUAUUGUCACGAAUUCUUUCUUCCUUGACAUAGCUACACCCGGGAUCUGUUUGUCUGACGAGCACAUGCAUGUCAUAAUGCAAAUGUUGUGGAGGCGUCGUGGAAGUGUUCUGCAGAAAGACCGGAGGGUAAUGUGUGAUCCGUACUUUACAAAGAUCAUUACCUCAAAGUGGUCUGCUUUCAGUGAAGCCAAGGAUAAGUUACAUUUUGAUUGGGGCACAAACAUAGCAUCUUAUGUCACCGGAAUGUGUAGGGGCAAAAAACUUAAGUUGCAACUUGGUCGCGAUAUCGACAUGGUGUACGCUCCAAUGUUCUGGCAGGAUAAGCAUUGGGUUGAUCUUUCUAUUAACUUGCAGACUUCUAACGUCAUCAUCUUCGAUUCUUUCAUCACUGCGAAUCCGACUGAAACACAUGUCGACGCACACAUGACUCCUAUUCUGAAGUCCUUACCACAUAUACUUGAACAGUAUGUCGGGUUCACAGACUAUCUAAUCAAAGAAGGAGAGCGAACUUACGCGUGGAAUCGGUUUCAAGGCAUCUAUCACAACAAUAGGGGUGGGGACUGUGGGCCGUGCGCUGCUAAGUUCAUGAAGAUGCAGUCUAAUGGUGAUGGGAAGGAAGAGAUGAGUAGAAUAACUGACAAAGUUGUGGAUAAAUUUCGUGAGCAGUAUGCAAUGGAUUGCUACGAGGAAUUUGUUGGCGAUUUUCAGGUUGCGAACGAGGCAGGAAUGAAGUAG